Polistes dominula (European paper wasp) is the source of this 4499-nucleotide messenger RNA. Its product is annotated as unconventional myosin-Ie. Gene Ontology annotation, molecular function: ATP binding; microfilament motor activity; actin filament binding. Gene Ontology annotation, biological process: endocytosis; actin filament organization. The record is from RefSeq and is a predicted model, not a curated record. Lineage: Eukaryota; Metazoa; Arthropoda; Insecta; Hymenoptera; Vespidae. Gene Ontology annotation, cellular component: myosin complex; cytoplasm; microvillus.
UAUAGUGGGAGAAGGAUCGUUUCGCGGUUUUUUUCUUUGCGCUGACGGUAGCGCACGCGUGCGCUCACGUUACCUUCUAUACACAUCUUCCUUUCUUUUUUUUUUGUCUUCUCCUACAUGUUCUCCUCUUCAGUGCGUUGUCCCUUUCGUGUUACAUAUAUACAUAUAUAUUAUACAUGUAUAUAUAACUUAACUACACACACAUAUAUAUUUAGAUAUGUAUAGGUAUACGUACCUAGCUAUUGUCUGCACGUGUAUCAAUUUUUAUUCGGAUCUGAUUUUUUCAUCUUGGAAUUAUUUUGAAUGUAAUCAAGAAGGAAGAAGAAAAGCAGUUAGUUUUUUUUUUUUUCAUUUUUUCAUUUAUACACGGAGGAGAGAAAGUAUUUUCUAUUCUUCGCAGAAACACGCGUGACAUUUUUUCAAGGACUAUUCAAGUUAACUUGUCAACAUGGUUUAUCAUUGGCAAAGUCAAAAUGUCAAAGUUUCGGGGGUGGACGACAUGGUGCUACUUCCAAAAAUCACAGAGGAAGCCAUUCUCGAAAAUCUCAAAAAAAGAUAUAUAGACGAUUAUAUAUUCACAUGCAUCGGCCCUGUCCUGGUAUCGAUCAACCCAUUUAAACAAAUGCCAUAUUUUGGUGAAAAGGAAAUAGAAAUUUACCAAGGAGCCGCACCCUACGAAAAUCCUCCACACAUUUACGGAUUGGCAGAUGACAUGUAUAGAAACAUGUUGAUCGAUAAUGAGAGUCAAUGUGUUAUUAUAAGCGGUGAAUCCGGUGCUGGUAAAACUGUAGCAGCUAAAUACAUAAUGUCGUAUAUAGCAAGGAUAAGUGGGGGUGGUGAAAAAGUACAGAGAGUUAAAGACGUGAUUUUGGAAUCUAAUCCACUUUUAGAAGCUUUCGGCAAUGCCAAAACUAUGAGAAACAAUAAUAGCAGCAGAUUUGGUAAAUACGUUGAGAUACAAUUCGGUACAGGUGGACAACCAAACGGUGGAAAAAUAUCGAAUUUUUUAUUAGAAAAAUCCAGAGUGACAUGUCACAAUCCCGGAGAAAGGAACUUUCAUAUAUUUUAUCAAUUGGCAACCGGUGCUGACUCUCAAAUGAAAUCUGAAUUGGGAUUGACUGAUCUUGAUUAUUAUCAAUAUUUGAGUUAUGGUGGUAAUCAUAAAGUGGAAGGUACCAACGAUGCUCGUGAUUUUCAAGAAACAUUGAAAGCUUUACGAGUUAUGGGAAUACAAAACAAUGAAGUAUCUGACAUAUUUAAGUUGGUAGCAGGGAUACUUCAUGUUGGAAAUAUUCAAUUCGUUGAAAAAGGAAAUUAUUCGCAAAUUGCUGAUAAACAAUUUCUCGAUUUUCCUGCUUACCUAUUCGGAAUCUCUGCGGAACAGUUGUCGCACAAAUUGACGUCUCGUGAAUUCGAAUCAAAAUGGGGAAGCCAUUCUGAAAGUGUAGACGUGACUUUGAACGUUGAACAAGCCCUUUAUACACGAGAUGCCCUGGCUAAGGAUGUUUAUACCAGACUUUUCGAUCAUUUGGUUAAGAGAGUAAAUUCGGCGAUGGAAACUAAUACCGAUAGUUACGAAAUUGGAAUAUUGGACAUUUACGGUUUCGAAAUAUUCGAGAAAAAUGGUUUCGAACAAUUCUGCAUUAAUUUCGUUAAUGAAAAAUUACAACAAAUCUUCAUAGAAUUAACGUUAAAGGCUGAACAGGAAGAAUACGUAGCGGAAAAUAUACGAUGGACACCUAUAGAAUAUUUUAACAAUGCAAUAGUAGUUGAAUUAUUGGAAGGUAAAAGACCGCCAGGAUUAUUUUUGGUGUUGGAUGACAUUUGUGCAACCCUUCAUGGCAGUAGUACUGGUGCUGAUGCAGGUUUACAAAAGAAACUGACGGUUGCGGCGAACCAGCACGCACACUUUCAAAAUACAGCCGAAGGUUUCGCCAUUCUUCACUAUGCCGGGGUCGUAUCCUACUCGGUCGAUGGUUUCUGCGAUAAAAACCGUGACGUGCUUUUCCUAGACUUGAUAGAACUGAUGCAGACGAGUACAAACCCUUUGGUACGUAAUCUUUAUCCACCUGAAAAAGAUAUUUACAAAACGAAAACAUUACAAAAAUCUCGGCCAACAACUGCAGGAAGUAAAAUAAGAACUCAAGCAAGUCGUUUGGUUGGACAAUUAAUGAGAUGUACACCUCAUUACAUUCGUUGUAUUAAACCUAACGAAACGAAAAAACCUAGGGAUUGGGAUCAGGUCAGAGUCAAACAUCAGGUCGAGUAUUUGGGUUUGAAGGAAAAUAUCAGAGUACGUAGAGCAGGAUUCGCUUAUCGAAGACCAUUUGCAAAAUUUCUUCACAGAUAUGCGAUUCUCACUAAAGAAACUUGGCCACGUUGGACCGGUGAUGAGAAACGUGGCGUGGAAUACAUACUUGGAAGUAUUAACAUUGAUAGAUCGCAAUAUCAACUUGGAAAAUCAAAAUUAUUUAUCAAGGCACCUGAAACGCUUUUCAUGUUGGAAGAAGCGAGGGAUCGAAAAUACAAUUUGUAUGCGCGAAUAAUACAAAAAGCUUUUAAAAAAUAUUUCACGCGAAAGAGACAGGCCCAACAAAAACAGGAAGCUGCUGAUUUGUUGUUCGGUCACAAGGAACGUAGACGAGCAAGUUUAAAUCGAAACUUUGUGGGUGAUUAUAUUGGAAUGGAGGCUAAACCAUUGACGAUGAAUUUAAUUGGUAGAAGAGAGAAGGUCUUAUUCGCAGAAAUUGUUAAGAAAUAUGACAGAAGGUUUAAGGUAUGCAGAAGAGAUCUCUUGCUUACCGGUAAAUUCCUAUAUUUGAUUGGUCGUGAACAAAUCAAAAAGGGUCCUGAAAAAGGUAAAACCGUGGAAAUAAUCAAAAGAAAAUUAUCAUUCGACCAAAUAAGUCACGUUUCAUUGAGCACGCUACAAGACGACUUUGUUGUAAUACAUACUAAAGAGGAUUAUGCUAGUCUAUUGGAAUUAGUCUUCAAGACGGAAUUCUUAUCAUUGUUGAAUAAAAAAUAUAUGGAAGAAGUUGGACACGCUUUGAUAAUAAGAUUUAAUAAUAAUAUAGAGUACAAAGUUAAGAAAGAGGGUUGGGGUGGUGGAGGUAUGAGACAAUUAAUAUUCAAUCAAAUCGAUUAUGGUGAUAAAGAAAUAUUAAAAUCAAGUGGAAAGGUCUUGAAUGUUAGUAUCGGACCAGGUUUACCGAGUACUACUAAACCAAAUCCGAAUAGAUCGACUACCAUGAAUUUUCAUACGAUUUACAAAGAAAAUACUGACAAUUUUCAAAGUUCUCGUACUAUUGGAAAAACGGUCAAUCAAAUGGGUCAAAUGAGAACAAUAGAAAAUACAGAUCGUGAAGGAAACGAUCAGACUUGUUCGAUUGGAUCGAAUAUCUCAACUAGAACCUCUGAUUUACGACCUGUCGCAGCUACGAGAAACGUUAAUUCUAACACGUCGAAUACCGUUUCUAAUGGUAGACCAAGCAUACCACCUAAUCGACCAAAUUUCAGGCCAACGCUAUUUCAAAACAGUACCAAAGAUACUACUACUAAUAAAAGUACAAAUAAACAACAACCUAACAAAUUGCAGAGUUCAAUCACGAUGAUGGGAAUGUUCACGAAUCCUGGUGGUGGCCCACGUGGUUUGUUAAAAUUUCCCCCACCACCAACGGAUCCACCACCAAUGCAAGAUAACACGAGACAUUCGUCUGGAUUUAAAUUACCUGCAUUAAAUACUAAAGAAUAUAACAAUAAUAAUAACAACAAUCAACAUUUGUUAAAUACUAGAAUAAAACGUAUCGAAGGUGGUGGAGCUAGUGCUAAAGAUAGGAAUGUAUCACGUAAUACGGUUAAUCCUAAUCAAAUGCCUCCACAAAAACCGCCUCCACCAAAUUUACCUAAGGUCAAGGCAAUUUACGAUUACAGCCCACAAGAUCUCGAUGAGCUUGCAUUAAAGGAAGGUGACGUAAUCGAAGUACUCAAAGAACACGAGGGUGGAUGGUGGCACGGAAGACUGAAAGGAAAAACUGGCCUUUUUCCUUCGAAUUAUGUAGCAAAAGUAUAGAAUAAUAUUAGCUGAAAUUAAAUUCAAAUUUAAUCUUUAGUAAAUUUGUAUAAGAAAUAAAGAAUUAUUAUAACAACAACAAAAAUGGAAUAAUACAAAAGUCAGAAAAAUAUCUCGCGUUGUUUUUCUAUUGGAAAUUUUUGUGUAACGAAUUAAAAUUCAACGUUCUUAUUAUCGACAAGAAAAAACGAAAACUAUAAAAUGAGCGUAUGAAAAUUGUUGUUAAUAUUGUAUUAUUACAACGUUAAUAUCGCUACUAUUAUUAUUAUAAUUAUAAUAAUUAUUAAUAUUAUUUGAUUAAUAUAUGUCGGGUGUAGAAAGUAAAGUGAUUUAUUUACCAAAAAAUGCAUUUAUACUUUUUUUUUGUUACUAAUAAUAAUGAUUUAUUCAUUGCACUAUUUUUGCUCUAAACGAUAUCGACGUCGUU